Meriones unguiculatus (Mongolian gerbil) is the source of this 3469-nucleotide messenger RNA. RefSeq names its product lanosterol 14-alpha demethylase. The record is from RefSeq and is a predicted model, not a curated record. The transcript has 10 exons. Gene Ontology annotation, molecular function: heme binding; monooxygenase activity; oxidoreductase activity, acting on paired donors, with incorporation or reduction of molecular oxygen. Lineage: Eukaryota; Metazoa; Chordata; Mammalia; Rodentia; Muridae. The coding region runs from base 375 to 1886 and encodes 503 amino acids.
UGGCCGCUGCCGGGGCCGCGCUCCUCGUGGCCCGCGGUUCUCGGGACGUGGUCGUUCCUGUAGGGUAGCGAACCUUUCCUUCCCCGUGCCCCGGCGCCACAGACGGCGCCGGCUCCCUCAGGUUCCCUCGGCGGCGCAAGGAUCCCGACCCUCCGCCGGGGGCGUGGCCGCCAGGGGCCCCGCCCCUUGUGUGACGUCCCGGUGGCGCGCGGGCAGCCCGUGGGUGUGGAAGGCGCCCGGGCCUGUAGAGACCCCGAGGCCGGGGCCGCCUCCCGACGCCCACCUGCCGGCUUCUCCAGCUCCAUCUUUUCCGGGGAAGGCGCGGCGACCUCGGCCUCCAGUUUCUCGGGCGGAGCGAAGCGGCGGCUCUCGGGAUGGUGUUGCUGGGCUUGCUGCAGUCGGGCGGCGCGGUGCUGGGCCAGGCGAUGGAGCAGGUGACGGGAGGCAACCUGCUGUCGACGCUGCUCAUCGCCUGCGCCUUCACUCUCAGCCUGGUCUACCUGUUCCGCCUCGCAGUGGGCCACAUGGUCCAGCUGCCCGCCGGGGCGAAAAGUCCGCCGUACAUUUUCUCUCCAAUUCCAUUCUUUGGCCAUGCAAUAGCAUUUGGGAAAAGUCCAAUUGAGUUCCUGGAAAAUGCAUAUGAGAAGUAUGGACCUGUAUUUAGCUUUACCAUGGUGGGCAAGACUUUCACUUACCUUUUGGGGAGUGACGCCGCUGCGCUGCUGUUCAAUAGUAAAAACGAAGACCUGAAUGCAGAAGAUGUCUACAGUCGACUGACGACACCCGUGUUUGGGAAGGGAGUUGCAUAUGACGUGCCAAAUGCAGUUUUCUUGGAACAGAAGAAAAUAUUAAAAAGUGGUCUUAACAUAGCCCACUUUAAGCAGCAUGUUUCUAUAAUUGAAAAAGAAACAAAGGAAUACUUUAAAAGUUGGGGAGAAAGUGGAGAGAGAAAUGUUUUUGAAGCGCUUUCUGAGCUCAUAAUUUUAACAGCUAGCCAUUGCUUACACGGAAAGGAAAUUAGAAGUCAGCUCAAUGAGAAAGUGGCGCAGCUGUAUGCAGAUUUGGAUGGAGGUUUUAGCCACGCUGCCUGGCUCCUGCCAGGUUGGCUGCCUCUGCCUAGUUUCAGGCGCAGGGACAGAGCUCAUCGAGAGAUCAAGAAUAUUUUCUAUAAGGCCAUCCAGAAACGCAGGCUGUCAGAAGAAAAAGUUGAUGACAUUCUCCAAACUUUACUAGACUCUACAUACAAGGACGGGCGUCCUCUGACCGACGAUGAGGUGGCAGGGAUGCUCAUCGGACUGCUGCUGGCAGGACAGCACACCUCCUCCACCACCAGCGCCUGGAUGGGCUUCUUUCUGGCCAGAGAUAAAGUGCUUCAAGAGAAAUGCUACUUAGAACAGAAAGCAGUGUGUGGCGAGGAUCUGCCUCCCUUGACUUAUGAUCAGUUGAAGGAUCUGAACUUACUUGAUCGAUGCAUAAAAGAAACACUAAGACUGAGACCCCCUAUAAUGACCAUGAUGAGAAUGGCCAAGACCCCUCAGACUGUGGCAGGGUACACCAUUCCUCCAGGACAUCAGGUGUGUGUUUCUCCUACUGUCAAUCAAAGACUGAAAGAUUCCUGGGUACAACGCUUGGACUUUAAUCCUGACCGCUACUUACAGGACAACCCAGCAUCAGGAGAGAAGUUUGCCUAUGUGCCAUUUGGAGCUGGGCGUCAUCGUUGUAUUGGAGAAAAUUUUGCAUAUGUUCAGAUUAAGACCAUUUGGUCCACUAUGCUGCGUUUAUAUGAAUUUGACCUCAUCAAUGGAUAUUUUCCCAGUGUGAAUUAUACAACAAUGAUUCAUACCCCUGAAAACCCAGUAAUUCGUUACAAACGAAGAUCAAAAUGAAAAAGGACCAAGGAAGCGGUUUGGGUUCAUGACUGCAAGCAGCAGCUUUGGAGAGAAUGAAGCUUUUGAAACAGCUUUCAUAGUGUACUGUGUUUUGAGUGUUUAAUUCUGAAAGCCAGUUUAUGAUUUUAAUGUUUUAUUAACUCAGUGACUUUAUCAAAUCUAAUGGUAUUGGAGACAGUUUAUAAUAGUUUUGAUAGGACUUCAUGGAAGCCACGUUUGUGUUAGAAAUGUAGGGGAGUCUCGGUAGUGUUGACAGAUGCUACAGAAAUACAGCGUCUCUGUAUUAACUUCAAAAGCACAAAUUGCCCCCGGGAGACUGCUUCUGGAGACUCCACUUUGGAACUAGUUUUGCAAGUUUAAAAGCCUAGUCAAAUUCUGCAAAGGCCAUGGGUUAUUCCUGUACUUGGGCCACUUCUGUGUGUAAAGAUGUGAGAGGGUAAGUGAUAAGCUCACUAGGAAGCUUUAGGUGAAAGCGAACACUAGUCAGCUGGGGGUGACUGUGUGUCCUUUGAAAUAUUAACUUGGAGCACUGCUACAGGAAGAUGGCAGAGAUCUUGGACCAUGCCUUGAUAACUAUUUCCUAAGAAUAAUAAAUACUAAAGAGUGCUUAUGUAUGUUACUGGUUCCUUUGGUCACAUUUUUGUGAAAAGUCCAAAAUCAAAUCUUUAUGGGAUUUUGAUUUUAAUUUUGCUAAAGUGUUUUUUUGUUUGUUUUUUUUUUUUUUGUCUCCUCUACAAUAUAAAGUUAGGGAAGUUUCAAUUACCAGGCUUUUUAAAAGUGUAGGAUCUUGAGAUUAGAGAAUCCUGGCCUUAAGGUUGGGGAAUGAGACAAGGUAUCAUUGGCUGUAUUCUGUGCAGGCUGUGUUGAGCCAACCUAAGAGAUUGAAAGCAUGGGCCCAACUCUGUGACAUGUGCAUAAUCUAUAUCAGAGUCAAAGUAACUCUGUUGCUUGGUGUGUUACUGCACACCUGCAAAGAAGCUGGGGCAGGAAGAUUGCAAGUUUGAGACCAACCUAGCCUAAAUAGCAAGACUGGCUCCAAAACAAACACUAGAAAAGCACCCUCCAAAAUAAAACCCUUUUGCUGUAUGUAUAUACUGGCUGGUUUUGUGUCCACUUGACACAAGCUAGCCUCAUCAGAGAGGAAGGAGCCUCAGUUGCAGAAAUGCCUCCAUAGGAUUCAGCUAUAAGGCAUUUUCUCAAUGUGGGAGGGACCCAGCCAACUGUAGGCGGAGCCAUGCCUGGGCUGGUGGUCCUGGAUGCUAUAAAAAGCAGGCUGAGCAAGUCAUGAGCAAGCCAGUAAGUGGCGCUCCUCCAAGGCCUCUGCGUCAGCCCCUGCCUCCAGGCUCCUGCCCUGUUUGGAGUUCCUGCCCUGAUUUCCUUUGAUGAUAAACGGUGGUAGGGAAGAGUAAGCCAAAUAAACCCUGUCCUCCCCAAACUUUUUGGUCAUGGUGUUUCGUCACAGCAAUAGAAACCCUAAGAAGAUGGUAUGUGACAGUUUUAAGAGGCUUGAAGAGUCUUCGUAUGGAGGCCGAAACCUCUGCUGUUAAAGGUUUCACAUUAAACUUCUCUAUGAGAAACGC